GGACUUCCCAGAGCGACUGUCGUUCGCGUACGCCGAGCAUAUUUGCGCGUAUUUGCUCCGCCGUCGGGCACCGGCAAGGGAGACCCCGGAGGUGCAUGAUGCCUACGCACAGAGUCAAGUACGGCUAUCAACCACCUCUUGGCCAGUCUCUACUACACACACGCUACCCUUACGGCACCCACACGAGGGCUUUCACCUGGUAAGUGGGACCCCGCCGUGUUGGUAAGCUGGCCGUGGCAGGUCCUAAGAGACAGACAGACGCUCGUUCACGGCGUUGCAAAUACGGGAAAGUCUCGCCGCACGCGACGGUCGACUAUACGUUGAUAUGUAUACGACCCUAACCUUAGUGGCCGGCCGCGUAGCCGCAGAGAACACUGACGCUUGCUGACGACGUGGGUUCUAGUUGACAUAUCCGAGUACAUGCACAUACGUACGGCAACGACCUCGAAUAGGAACAAUCCUUUUGCCAGCAGAGGACAUCAAGUUGACCUCAAGACGUCGGAGCAGUGUACCGCGCUCGUCCGCUUCCUAUCUCUGCGCGUACCCGCGACCCUGAGGCACCACCCACUUGCUCGACUAGCGGAUCCCCUUGUCCGAUCCACGAUUCUCCCAUCGGAAACGGGUUACAUCGGCAUCAGAAUGCGUCCUGUCAUCAACUCCUUACUCCGUCCUCUGUAUCCAAGAAAAGCCACUCGAAUGUCCUAAGCGGUCCUCCCGAACUCCGUGCCCCGUCCGUCGCAGCGCACAAGAGCCUCUCUCACAUGCCCCAGCUGUCGUCGUCGAGCGCAACCGCAUCUCAUUGAGCCAUCGCUGACGCUCGGGUCGGCAUCUGUAUUUACGUCGAACACAACUCCUCGUUACAUCUCAUCAUCGGAGAUGUCCUACGUUCCGCCGAAAUCAUGGGAGAGCAAUCCGCUCAACACGUCCAAGUACCUUCACCUCGACGAGGACGAGCGGGCUUUCUUCAAAGCGACAACUAAGAUUGAGGACGACGCCGAACUUGAUCAGCAUAUCUUAACCGUCCAGGCGCAGGCAUACAAGAUAUUUCCGUAUCCGUGCAUUCGCAUUUUCGGGUUCACCCGCAUAAGAAUAUCUCGUCUCCCCGCCUACGAGAAGUUUCUUGAGCUCGGGCGCAACCGCGCGAACCCCAUCUUCAUCGAUCUCGGGUGUGCAUUUGGAAGCGACGUCAGGAAAGCCGUUCUCGAUGGCUACCCCAUUGAGUUCUGUUUGGCGACAGAUCUUCGUGGCGGUCUAUACAGAGAGGGCUACGCGUUGUUCAGAGACACUCCGGAGACAUUCCCGGUGCCGUUCAUCGAGGGCGAUGUUUUCGACCCCGAUUUCCUUGCCAUUGCUGAGCCACCUUCCAAGGAUGUUACUCUUAUCUGUCCCCCACCGUCGCUCAAGGACCUAGUCUCGCUGAACCCUCUCCGCGGACACGUCUCGGCAGUCUACAUGGGAAAAUUCCUGCACAUAUUUGACGAGGCCGGCCAGGCGCACAUCGCGAAGGCUCUCGCAGGCCUGCUCUCUCCCGAGCCGGGGUCUAUCCUCUUCGGCGUACAAGGUGCGCUCGAGGACAAAGGACCUUUCACGCCCACGAGCUCCGACUGGACGAUGUUCUGCCACUCACCGGAGAGCUUGGGCAAGCUAUUCGAGGACGCGUUCGGCGGCCCGGGCACGAUCAAGUUCGAAAGCCGGAUGGUCGAAGAGCCUGGAGGACCGACCUACUUUGACACCUGGCCGGGUAACCAGAAGCCGUUUACUUGCCAAGAGUGGUCCGUUACCCGUCUAUAGGAGGGGUUAGGUGCGUCGGUGUAGCCGUGUCAUACUCGGAGUAGAGCGAGCUCGCCCAAAUCAUAUCUUUGUCAUAUUCGGCUCGUAUCCCACUCGCAGUCUCUUCGGUCAUCCAGGCGCGCAUCCAAGCCCCAUCUUCUCAUUAUCUGCGUGCUCGUCGUAGGGUCCUCGUUGUAAUAGCGGUAUUGCGGUGUGCAGGUGUAACGAAUUGGAACAUGCCAUCCC
This is a messenger RNA of Dichomitus squalens LYAD-421 SS1, 2016 nucleotides long. RefSeq lists its product as uncharacterized. The transcript has 6 exons. The record is from RefSeq and is a predicted model, not a curated record. NCBI's taxonomy places the organism in Eukaryota, Fungi, Basidiomycota, Agaricomycetes, Polyporales, Polyporaceae. Bases 877 to 1791 code for a protein of 304 amino acids.